AUGGAGGCAAAUAGGCCGUUUAUCGCUCCUGUAGUCGCUCGCAUUGGUAAACUGUGGACGAAUUUCUGGGGUGCAGUUACUCAAGAAGGCUUCUAUGCUCGUUCAUCAGACUACACUGCCAUCACUUUGAACGAACGCAGGGGUUUAUGGAACGUCCCAUACGUUGCCGGCGUGUAUCUCAUCAAAGGCAGUCGUUUAGCCGAAUUAAAAAAUGCAUUUUCAUAUUCGCCGACGGUAGAUUCGGAUAUGAGCUUCUGUCAGUUCAGUCGUGAUAAUGGUUAUUUUAUGCUGGUCGAUAAUCAGGAGUACUACGGCCAUCUCGUGAAUCCCGAAGAUUAUGAUACGUCAGUGAUUCAUCCUGAUCUGUACAACAUAUUUGAGAACAAAAUUGACUGGGAACGGAAGUAUCUGCACGAAAACUACUCUGACGUUUUGAAACCUGGCUAUGAAUUUACUUUGCCU
This is a messenger RNA of Soboliphyme baturini, 462 nucleotides long. Lineage: Eukaryota; Metazoa; Nematoda; Enoplea; Dioctophymatida; Soboliphymatidae. The record is from the annotation of a GenBank genome assembly.